AUGGGUUCCUUAAUGCGCAAGAGCACCACCAGCAACAGCAACAACAGCAGCAGCAACCCAAACAACAGUAAAAACAAAGCAUCAGUUGGCUAUCAACUCUUUAUGUAUCAGGAGGAGCUGCGCCGCGGCAGUACACGUGGUCUAAGCGUCGCCAAAUCGAAGAUAUCUCUCACUGAGUCCUUAAUACGCGAGAACGUGCAGAAUUUAAACAACCGCAGCGACGAAGAUCUGCGCAUCAUAAGCCGAGAAAUGUCAUUCAAGAAGCAUCUGCAGAAGCAAGUGUCACGUUAUUCAAAGCUUAUCAAAUUGGCAAUGGGCGUAGAGCAGAAGGCCAUUAAAGAUUCUACGUCUAUUAGCAGUACAGCGGUACAUUCGCGAGUGAAGUAG
Messenger RNA from Bactrocera neohumeralis, 387 nucleotides. RefSeq lists its product as uncharacterized. The coding region runs from base 1 to 387 and encodes 128 amino acids. The record is from RefSeq and is a predicted model, not a curated record. The transcript has a single exon. Lineage: Eukaryota; Metazoa; Arthropoda; Insecta; Diptera; Tephritidae.